GUCACGUGCUGCUAUAACAUACCCUUCUCUUUCAAUUUUGACUUCGUUGGCCGGAACCCCCUCAACGACCACACUCGAUGAGCUGUGUCUUUUCAAAGCCGCUGGAACCUAUUGAACUCUUGACAUGUCAAGUGGACCGACCCUUAUCUUCAUACCAGGCUCCUGGCAUAGACCGAUAUGCUAUGACCCGGUUAUCAAGCUCCUAGAGCCUCAGUACAAUUGUGUCGCAGUGCCUCUUCCAUCAACAGCACAUAAUCCCGAAGCGAGUUUCAAAGAUGAUCUAGAUGUAACCCGGGAUGCGAUUUCAGUCGAGACCAGUAACGGGCGCGAUGUCGUCGUUAUUGCGCACUCAUAUGGCGGCAUGGUGGGCAACAGCGCCAUUAAAGGCUUCACAAAGCCACAGGACUCUGAUAACAGUCAAUCAGGAUACGUUAUCGGCCUCAUUCUCAUAGCCUCUGGCUUCACCUUGACUGGGCUGUCAUUUAUGGAUCCAUUCUUCGGUCGUCCGCCGCCUGCCUGGCGUGUGAAUAAAGAAACUGGCUAUGCCGAGCUCGUUGCUUCCCCACGGGACCUGUUCUACCAUGAUCUGCCAGAGGAAGAGGCCCAAUACUGGGUCUCUCAGCUCACUAGUCAGAGCCUGAAGGCGUUGUUUGAAGGCGGCGAGUACACUUACGCCGGGUGGAGAGAUGUGCCGUCUUGGUACAUCGGGACUGUGGAGGAUCAGGGAUUACCAGUGCUGGCUCAGCGGAUGUCAGUUGGUAUGGCGAGAGAGAUGGGGGCUAGUGUGGAGCAUCGAGAGCUGCAAACGAGCCAUUCGCCUUUUCUGAGUCAACCUGGGUUAACGGUGGAAAUCAUUCUGGAGGCCGUUGACGCAUUUAGUCACUCAAGGAGCAACAAAACCAAGUCGACCGUUGAUGGAGGUGAUCGUGCGAUAGUCGUGCCGGGUGCUGCUCUCUUCAAGCCUUUGACUUGGUUCAAAUUUGGGCUACCGAUGGCCUUUGGCCGUCUGUUGGGCCGAUGCAUUCUUUUAUUUAACUGGGGAAGAAGGGUAUGGAGAGCCACGUUCCGGUGAUCGGCAUCCUUGAUUAGAGGAGCUUCUAGAUUCACUGGAGGAUCUCUUGUUUUGUAUAGUAGUGACAGAAUGCUCAGUAUAUUUCGCGACUUUGGCUAUUUGUGAUGUUGUGGAUCUGUUCCUGCUGCGCAUAAUAGGGAUAAUCAUCUGACCCUGCUAAAGACCGAUGUUACUUGCUAUUUUGUAAGUUGCAUGGGUGUUUGCAGGUACCCCGAGCAGGUCAGGUUGGAGUCCAUAAGCACAUGGUUUGACCAAGUCUUAUAGUUGGUUUUCCGUCAUUACCUUAUAAUCCGGGAACAAGUAUUCCGACAUGAAAGGCA
Molecule: messenger RNA, 1392 nt
Organism: Penicillium brasilianum
Lineage: Eukaryota; Fungi; Ascomycota; Eurotiomycetes; Eurotiales; Aspergillaceae
Source: the annotation of a GenBank genome assembly